Meloidogyne enterolobii is the source of this 754-nucleotide messenger RNA. NCBI's taxonomy places the organism in Eukaryota, Metazoa, Nematoda, Chromadorea, Rhabditida, Meloidogynidae. The record is from the annotation of a GenBank genome assembly.
GGAUGACUUGACGAAAGGAAAAUUUGUUCGUUUUAUCUUUUUUAACACUGUAUUUUGCCCUAUUUCCCAACAUAUUAUUCAAAUAUUUCCCUUAAACCAUCUUUCAAUUUUUCUUCCUUUGAAGGUUUAUUUGUGCCCUUCAAACCUACCUUUCCAUCAUCUAUUAUUUUUAAACUUUCCGUCUCAGGAGGUAAACACUCCCCAGGUUUUGGGUCGUUCUGUCUUUGUAAGGCGUUCACUCUCUUAGUACAGGUAGAACUUUUUAGCUUUAUUCCCUUUCUAAAUAAAUAUAAAGGUUCAGACAAAGCAUUAUAGGUCAUUUUUGCGUAUUUUAUAAAUAUUGGACAAGUCAGGGCAGGAAUUCUUUAAUUUUUGAAGCAUGCUUGAUUUUUUAUUAAACUUCACUUCAGAAUUUGUGAAGCUUCUUUUUAAUUUGAUAGAGAAUAAUUAACUUUUAAAAGUUGUAAUUUUAUUUUCUGAAGCAUGCUUCAACUUGCCCCGUAACAUGCAUUUUUCAAUUUACCAAGUCCCACAAAUUCCUCCCUUAAUUUUAAGUCGUGUAAACAUGAAAAGUCCAAAAUGUAAAAAUUGCGGAGCUGAGCAUGCUUCUUUAUACAGACGUGAUCAGACAAAUGGGGAUUGUUAUUGUAAUGCUUGUGGCCUCUAUCGAAAACUUCAUGGAAUGAAUAAGUGUAUAAUUAAUUUAUUAGCAAUAAUGCUUUCAUUUUUUACAGACCGAUUGUCAAUCCUGUAA